AUGGCUGAAGGGUUAUCUCCUGAACUCCUCGAUGUUCUUCGCCUCUCGCUCAAGUCCUCCGCAGAUAUUCUCCUGGCCCUCGAAGAACGUCCUCGGGUUCCAUCCUCAGACCAUAUUCGGGAGCUCAUCAAAGCCAUCCUCUGGCAUCGGAAGUUCGUCUUGACCUAUUACGCCCUCAUCGCCCUGAUAGUUGCCCUGUGCGGUGGCUAUGGACUCUACAAAAGAUGGGCUCGGCUGGGCCAGCAAAGAGAGCGGGAGUGCGUGGCUGCGCUGACUACGUCGUCAUCAUCGAGCAGUACAUUGGAAGGCAGCGCAACACCACCGCAGAAGAAUGAUCCUGCAGAGACCACACCUCUACUUUGUUCGCCAGAACCAUCUACAAGAGAGGGCCCCGCUCUGCUUGACAGAGUGCGAAGUGUUCUCAUGCACCAGCCUCGGCCAAUACGGGCUCUGACUUCUCCACGAAACGUCCUGCCCAACAACGGCACCACGCUGACUGUUCUGUUCUUUUUCGCCCUUAAUCUAUUCUAUUUGUUCUAUCGGGUGCCUUUGUCCGAGACAGGGGUGUUUAUUCUUGCUGACAGAGCAGGCCUCUUGUUCGUCGUCAAUCUCCCCAUCUUGUACCUGCUGGCAGCAAAAACAAAUCAGCCAAUCAAGGCCAUCACAGGAUGGUCCUACGAAGGGCUGAAUCUAUUCCAUCGACGGCUGGGGGAGUGGAUGAUAGCCUUUGCGGUCCUUCAUAUGCUUGGGAUGUUCGCCACCUGGUAUGCCAUCUUGAGGCCUCUAGGAUUCACCCUCCUGCGCUAUCUCACCGCUAGAGUUGUGCUGUUGGGUAUCAGCGCCAUUCUUUCCUAUUUGAUCAUCUAUAUCACCAGCAUUGGCUGGUUUCGUCACUUAUACUACGAGGCGUUCUUGGGAUUUCACAUAUUCUUCCAGGUGGCAGCACUGGUGUUCUUGUUUUUUCAUUAUCCAACGGCCCGACCGUACGUGCUGGCCACCUUUGCAAUUUGGGCGAUUGAUAGACUGUUGUGGCGAAUUUCCCUGUCGAGUCGAAGAGUCAUUGCAUCCUUGGAGGUGGCUCCCGAUGAGCACACCAUUCUGCUUCACUGCGAGAUUGACUUACGGAAGACGACCUUUGGGAUAAGGUCACAUCUCCACCAUGGCUGGCUUCCCGGGCAACACGUGUUCCUCACCAUUCCAUCCAUGGGUUUCAAAUAUCGGUUUCAAGCGCAUCCGUUCACGAUCGCCUCACCGGCUCCUCCUAGGGAUAGUACAACCACAUCCUGGCCGCUUCUAUUGGUUAUACGCUCUAUUGAUGGCUUUUCUCAUGACUUGCUGAAGUUCGCUCGGCAUCAUCAGCACUGCGAAGUCACCCUCGAUGGACCUCAUGGCGGAAUCGAAGCAUUAGAGGCCGCCCGUGGCGCCGACCGCGUUUGCUUCGUCGCUGGCGGAAGCGGCAUUGCUGUCACAUAUCCUCUUGCCUGGGAUGUGCGGGUGAAGCAGGACUUGCAAGCAGAGGCGCUGGUCAGCUCGAGGACUGUGUACGCCGGUGGGCAGAGAAUAAUCCCAGCAGUUCGCGAGUGUGGUCCAUUGACUGAACCAUCGGCGUAUGGCCAUUUCUGGGUCCGACAAGACCCACGUCAUGAUCAGUGGAUUUCCAUGUUCCCCCGAGCGCACACUGUGAAGGCAGGCUACCCUGGAGAUGUCUAUGUGGAAGCUCCUUCCAAGGAUGAUGGGCACCAAGAAGUGGCGUCAAUUGUCACCCACACUUUCGAUACAAGGAGACCCGGCCUAGACGGAGGACGCCCCGACAUGUCAACAGAGCUCUGGCACUGGGUGACAUCUGUUCCGGCGUCUCGAUCCUCGUCUUCCAACACACUCACACUCGGCGCACAGCCUCCUGGCUCAGACCGGACGCACCACGGAUCAUCCAUGUCGAAAUCAAAGUCGGAUGACAACUCGGACAUCAGCAGACGAUCACGGUCGCGUGAUGAGAAGCUGUGUAUCAUCGUUUCCGGCCCCGACGGACUGGUGAGGGAUGUCCGAAACAUUGCGGCGCAGUUGGUCCAUCAAGGCUGGAAUCUAGAAGUCUGGGUGGAGAAAUUUGGCUGGUAG
Capronia coronata CBS 617.96 is the source of this 2115-nucleotide messenger RNA. RefSeq lists its product as uncharacterized. Gene Ontology annotation, biological process: copper ion import; iron ion transport; intracellular iron ion homeostasis. Gene Ontology annotation, cellular component: plasma membrane. Gene Ontology annotation, molecular function: ferric-chelate reductase activity. The transcript has a single exon. NCBI's taxonomy places the organism in Eukaryota, Fungi, Ascomycota, Eurotiomycetes, Chaetothyriales, Herpotrichiellaceae. The coding region runs from base 1 to 2115 and encodes 704 amino acids. The record is from RefSeq and is a predicted model, not a curated record.